Molecule: messenger RNA, 1272 nt
Organism: Candidozyma duobushaemuli
Lineage: Eukaryota; Fungi; Ascomycota; Pichiomycetes; Serinales; Metschnikowiaceae
Product: putative acyltransferase
Exons: 1
Coding region: 1-1272 (423 amino acids)
Cellular component (GO): endomembrane system
Molecular function (GO): acyltransferase activity
Source: RefSeq, a predicted model, not a curated record
AUGCUGCUUUCUCGCCAUUCCUGGCCCGUGGCGGUGGCUCGUACGGCUGUGGUUGCCGUGGCUUUCAUCAUUGGCUGCCUCAGUCUCAGAUUCACCCAGGGUACAGCCAGAAUGCUUCUCUAUAGACAUAAGAAGGCGUUCCACGCCGUCCUCAACUUGACCAAGCGCCAGUUCGUCCAGAUUUUGACGUUUCUCACCGUGUUGAUCAACCCGCUGAGAAUCGCCGUCACCUACGACAAAAACCACCUUCCUGAACUGACCCUGUUCAGGGUAGACUCCAAGGGCAACCUCAUCCUGAGCAUUGUGCCCAACUCCGUGUGGAUAUGCAACCACCAGAUCUACACCGACUGGUUGUUUUUGUGGUUUUUGAACUACACGGGCCGUUUUGCCGAUUGCGUCUACAUUGUGCUCAAGGCGGCUUUGGCCAACAUCCCCAUCUUGGGCCCGGGAAUGCAGAACUACAAGUUCUUGUUUCUCCUGAGAAAAUGGGACCUCGACAAGGUCAACCUUACAAACAGCUUGCUCGAAAUAGAUGCCGACGCCAGGGGCAUGGGCCCCGCUUCCGGCGUGUCUCACCUUACUUCAACCUCAGAGUCCACCACGCUACCGGGUGUGCUGAUCUGGCCCAAGGGCAAUGUUCCCGAGGCUGCUAAGGGCACCACGGCGCUCUGGCCGUACCAAAUGAUCAUUUUCCCUGAAGGCACGGUCAUUUCGCCGCAUACGAGGGAACGUCUGAACAAGUUUGCCAAGAAGCUAGGCAGACCCGAAUUGAAGCACACUUUGCUUCCUAGAGUCCGUGGCUUGUUCCUCAUGUUGCGGUCGUUGAGAGACACCGCCGAGUACGUCUACGACGUGACCUGCGGCUACACGGGUCUCACGGCGGAGGACUACGGAGAAGAUGUGUUCACCUUGAAGGCAUACUAUAUCAAAGGCUACGGUCCCUCGAAGAUCAACUACCACAUCCGUGCAUUUGCCAUCAAGGAUAUUCCUUUGGGCGACGACGAUCUGGCUGACGUGGACAACGUGCCACCCGAGACCUUGGCUGCUUUUGAAAAGUGGCUUCUCGAUAUCUGGGCCGAGAAGGACGAGCUCAUGAAGGUGUUUUUUGAGAAAGGCCUGUUUGAAAGCGAGGGCACGCACACGGUCGAGGCUGAUUUCAAAUUGCGUUCUCGCCACGAGGUGUUCCAGGUACUAUUGGUUCCAGCCACUGCUAUUCUAUUGGCUAGAUGCGCCUGGAUUGGGGUUCGUAAGUUAGUGCAGAUUUAUGCCUAA